AAACAAACUGGAAAACACACACAGUGCCCCCACAGUGAAGUUACUCGUAUUAGGAGUUUCCUGUCUCAGGUAAAAUGAGCUCACCUUUGUCGAUGCUGAAGAAAACGAGGCGCGCGCCACUACAGGGUCCUGUGAGUGAUCAAGGGGGCAGACCUAAAGUGCCUUUCAGGAGGAAUCUGCUAAAAGAGGUUCAGUCAUCCUUGGCUGAUGAUGAUAAAUCCUCUGAUCUAAAUCCUCCCCCGACCUCUCACACUCCAGCAGAUGAUGCCUCCACUUCAAAGUCAAAAGCACCAUUAAAGAAAGGUGCUGCACCGAGCGACUUUGAGCUGAUGUCUGCUGCGCUGCAGCGUGUGUGCCUGCUGGAGAAAAAAGUGAGAAGCCAAGCAGAGGAGAUCAAGAGCAAGGAUAAAAGGAUUUCUGUGUUGGAGAAAAAACAGAAGCUUCUGAAACAAUUGGAGAGCACGCAUGAUCAGAGCAGCACAGACGAUCUCAAAAGAAGGUGCCAGCAGCUGCAGAAUCAAGUGUGUGAGAUGGAGAGCUUCUUAAAUGACUAUGGUUUGAUCUGGGUGGGAGAUGGGGAAGGCAGUGACUCAGCUGAAAGUGAGCAGCCAGAGAGAGGCGUCUGGCAGCCAGACACCUCCGUGGUCAGAAACUUCCACAUGAACUUUGACCUCGUGCUGCAGAGGAUCAAGGAGCUGAACAUCCUGGCAGGGGAUGGAGAGAGCUUUGUACAGUCGACGGCCACGGGGGCACAGCUGGCAAAGAAGGAUCCUAUUCAGCUGAGCCUCUACAGCAACGGCAUUGUCAUGUUUGACGGGCCUUUCCGCUCUUAUCAGGAGCACAGCACCCAGCGAUGCAUGCAAGAUCUGAUGGACGGGUAUUUUCCAUCUGAGCUUCAAGAAAGGUUUCCAGAUGGUGUGCCUUUUGAGGUUCAUGACAGGCGAGAUGAGGAUUUUAUCUCCAGGCUGCCGUGGAGUAAGUUUCCUGGCGAGGGUCAGGCUGUUCGUGGGAAGAAAGAUGAACCAUCGAACGCCAGCAGUUCUCAGUUACCAGGCAAGAAGUUGAGCAUGCAUCAGUUCCUGAACAAGUUGCCAAAGGUGGUCGUGAAGGCUGGUCGUGUUAUUGAUAUCAGGGGCUCAGUGAAGGCCGCCCUGCAGGGUUCAUCUGAUGCCCAGAGCAGCAACUCAGUGAUCCUUGUAGACACGCCAGCACUGCAAGCAAUCAAAGAAAGACUGCAGACGUCCAGCCCUGACCGGCCUUCAUCCGCCCGUGAUGUCAUCACACUCAAGGUGAAGUCAGAAGAUGGGAAUCAUACUUACAUGCUGAAAAUGUGCUUCUCAGAAACAAUCGGCCACCUGCGGCAGCAUCUGGACAAACACAGAGGGAGUGGUCUCCCUGAUUAUGACAUCAUCAGUGCGUACCCACAGUGCUGCUACGACGAUGACCACCAGACGCUCCAAUCGUGCGGUCUGAUGUCUAAUGCUACUCUGCUGCUGCGAAAGAAGCAACGCUCUUAUUCAUUGACUGAAGGGAAUAAAAUAAACCUAUAGGUUACAUCUCAGCCGUCUGCACAGCACAGGUGUUUGUAUUAACAUUAACUAUGUGCUCUAUUCAAGUGUCCCAUUAAAGCUACAGUUGGUAACUUACAUGAAUUAACUGUCCUAUUUGCUGAAACUGUCACUAUAUUCUGAAAGUACGAGACAGUCUGUUUAAAACAAUCAAGUCCGUCUUACUCUUCCUACUGCCUCUCAUGGCAUUUAUUUAAAAAUAACCAACCAGAGCUGAGAUGUCUCCAACAUCAAUUAUGUCAUCACUUUUUGUGAACCACAGUCGCAUUCAGCAGCACUGAUCAAUCAACAUUCUGUUACUGCAUCGCCUAUUUCUCACCUCAAAUGUUUCCAGAAACAUCUUUUAGUGUACUGUUUAGCUGUAAAAUGAGAAUGUUUGUGUCUCAUUUAGGGCUGUGUGAGUAUAGUGACAGUCACCAACAAGUCACCAACUGCAGCUUCAAGUCAUGACAGUGUGACAGUGAAGCAGCAUGCACAAUUACCAGGACUCUGACCCCUGCCUGGGAUCAUUUUUAUGUUGCGUAACAUGAGGACAGGGACUGCUGUGAUUCUAAAAACUAGGUUGUUGAUCCACUGAGACUGAAUCGAUGUAACCACUGGUGGAAACAUGACAUUUUAUAACAGUCGAUUGAGCAAUCAGGUCAGUACCCGAUCUGCUUAAUAAGAUUCACAGCUGAUACCGAUCUGGCAUAACACAAGUUUUAGAAAGCUGGUACUUGUGGCUUUCUCCACAGAAGGGAUGAAAAUACUGUAGUUAAAUUUAUACUAUGCAAGAAUUGUGGGCAAUAUUGACAGCGAAAGUGACCGUCAACCCCAGCUUUGUCCACUUGUUGUUUUGCCUCACUAUGUUUGUGGUUUUUCAGCGCUGUGUGCAUGACUCAACUCUGCGCUGUCACCAAGAACGUCCGAACUCAAUGAAAUAAUAACAAAGUACAGGCAAGAGGGUGGAGUCUCUGCAAAUAA
Messenger RNA from Epinephelus moara (kelp grouper), 2531 nucleotides. RefSeq names its product UBX domain protein 11 (gene ubxn11). Bases 75 to 1550 code for a protein of 491 amino acids. Gene Ontology annotation, molecular function: ubiquitin binding. Gene Ontology annotation, biological process: proteasome-mediated ubiquitin-dependent protein catabolic process. Lineage: Eukaryota; Metazoa; Chordata; Actinopteri; Perciformes; Serranidae. The record is from RefSeq and is a predicted model, not a curated record. The transcript has 14 exons.